AUGCUUCAUUUGGUUGACGAUUCUGGUCACCUGAAACCAAAGGGAGAGGUUACUGACUUCUUAACUUCUGCUCUUUGCGAGAAUAAUGCGAACAAUGAUAAAGAAAAGCUCUCUUUGAUUUCUAUUGGGUCCAACUAUCAUAUUGUAGGAGUUCUUGGAGCACAAAGCAGUGGCAAAUCUACACUUUUAAACCAUUUAUUCACGACAAAUUUUCAAAUGUUAGACGAGUCGGUGCGUCGAGGACAAACGACCAAAGGUGUCUUUCUUUCACGCAGCAAUAUUGGACCUGGGGUGAACGACAGCCAAGUUAAGACAAGCUCACCCUUGCUGGUUGUAGAUUUUGAGGGAACAGAUGGCCUUGAGCGUGGUGAGGAUCAGAGUUUCGAGCGUCAGUUAUCUCUUUUUGCCCUUUGUAUGGCCGACACAUUGAUUCUUAACAUGUGGGCCGUUGAUGUUGGUCGCUUUAACGCUGCUAACAUGAGUCUUCUUCGCACCAUAUUCGAGAUAAAUUUGCAGCUUUUUUCACACGAAGGCUACGUGAAGGAGGAAAAGCCUACGUUGCUAGUAGUCCUGCGCGAUUUUAUUGAAAACGACCUCCAACCAAGCUUGGUGACACUCCGAGUGUCAUUUGAUAAGAUCUGGGAGAACAUCGUCAAGCCCCCUCGAUUUUCUGAUUCCAGCAUCACCGAUCUUUUUUCCUUCAAAUAUUUUGCGAUGCCACAUCUCAAGCUUCAACAAGGGGAGUUCUUCUCCAGCGUUUCAGAACUUCAGCGCUGGUUCACCGACUCGCGAAGCAAAGAUUUUUUAUUCAAUCACCAGUCUAUGUUCCGUGGUGUUCUAUUGGAAGACUUACCGUCGUAUCUGGCCAACUGUUGGGAAACCAUCCUCACUAGCAAGGAUCUUGAUAUUCCAACUCAAAGAGAAAUGUUGGCCCAUCAUCGUUGCAAGGAUGCUAAAGCAAAUGUAUUCUUGUCCUUCCAAGAGUUUUGUCAGGGAUUUGAGGAGCGCAUCGGUCGUCAUGAUGCGUCGUUGAUGCUUUCAGGGUGUUUUGAAAAAGAAAUGGCAAAUCACAUAGAGGAAUACAAAAAUCUGACGAAGUUGUACAGAGGUGAAAUCGUCGCUUCUUACAAAAAGGAGCUGGAGACAGAUAUGGUGAAUGUGUCAAUAAAGAUGUUGGACCGCGUGUGCACACCCAUAUCUACUGACGUCCUCAACCGCAUAGAGAAACAUAUUCAGAAGGUCGUUGAUGACGCGAUGAACCAACUUCUUGUGUCCUCGCAGGCACUUCCCCUUAUUUCCGGGGGCGGCAAAAAGGCCGAGCCCGAGUUGGGGGCUGCCGAAGGUAGCGCAACAACAUCGAUUUCAUCUACCGCCAGCACUGUCUUUCGUAUUGACGGGGCAGGCUGCCAAGACCUUGUGUUUAAGUUCUGGAAGGGAGUGGCAAGUGACGUCAAUCGUGUUCUGGCUUCGCUGGACAACAGUUCCACCUCAACCCAUUUGUUUGGCAGCCAUGCGGUGCUGGUCGAACGAGACCCUGCAACCAGAGCAUACGUUGUGAGCUUGGUGACUAGGGCCGUCUUUAAUAAACUGAAGUUUCGUAUUUCGUCUAUGUCUGAAAACAUUUCCGAGACGAUGCAUCGCGGGUUUGAAUAUUGCAUGUCUCACAACGCUUCCGGCACCGUAAAGUUUUUUUCAACCGCAAAAGGUCUUUUGCAGGCUGUACCUGCAGCCCAGCAGGCAGGCCUUAUUGAACUUGGUUGCUUUUUAUACUUCCGCCUGCAUCUCUCAGCGGUACGGGAGAAGGAAGAGUCGAAGACAACCAUUUCCCAUCCUUCACUGGGUCCUUUGUCGUGUUAUAUAAAUACCAGGCGGUGUACCGUCUCCGUACGGCAAAAUCAUGAUGAGCAGGAAUUUUUCUUAAAGUAUACCACAUUGCAGAGCUGUCCAAUUUACCCUCAUCACGUGUGCGUUGUUCAGCCACCAAGGGGAGAGGAUGAUUUUGACACCGAUAGUGACGCUGUGGUUGCUAGCUGUGUGUUACUGAACCAAUCCGCACUGGAAAGGGCCUUUGAGCUAUACAAACAAAAGUGUGAGUUCACCGUUCAGCUUGAGAUGCGUUCCAUUGAAGCAGGUAUGCAGCGUCUUCCGGCGUGGGUAAUUCCAACCAUCUGUAUUUUAGGAUUCAACGAGUUUUGGUACAUACUUACAAGCCCUAUUCUGCUUACCAUAUUAAUUAUUGUGACUUUUAUACUUUUCAAGUUUUUUUUAGUGCGCCAAUGGCAGUAUUUCGAAGAAACAGGGCCAGCUAUAGUUGUAAUCCCCUUGAAGAUGCUCAUUAGUAAUCUGAACGCAAUGUACCGCCAUAUUAUGCCAAAUCCGGGUGUUUCGUCCAAACCAACUGUUUCCACUGUCUUUAAUGGGAAUGACACAUCAAAUGAAGCUAAAGGUAGCGGAGCUGAAGUAUUUACAACACAGAGGCCUCAGCCUCGGGUUUCUAAUUCUGUGCAUGCUGAUUCAACAUUAGCUUGCGCUGAAUAUAUAAAUCCCAAUACAACAAAUACACUUCGAAAGCGUGGUGAAUAG
Phytomonas sp. Hart1 is the source of this 2583-nucleotide messenger RNA. Lineage: Eukaryota; Euglenozoa; Kinetoplastea; Trypanosomatida; Trypanosomatidae. The record is from the annotation of a GenBank genome assembly.